AUGAAAAAUAUCCUCACCUCGCUAUUCUCCCCACGUAAGACGUCGGAGGAUCGAGAGGCCGCCCCGUCGCCACUCGGACCCAAAUCAGCGCUCUCGAGCAACAAGUCGAGGAGGAGGUCGCUCCCGGAACAAAAGAUGGAGAGAUCUGUACGAUUCCAGCAUAUCCUAAACGACACAGACAUCUCGCCCAUAUCCACAAAGUCGCCCAGUGAAAAGUCCAAGUCGCCGGAGAAGAAGACGAGUCCCGGGGCGGGCAGCCGCGCGGAAAGCCCACGCCGUCCCGGCAAUGCGCUGGACCAGGGGGCACAAGAUGGAGAGUACGCGUUCAAUCGCUUCGUUGAUUAUCGCUGGAACGGGGACUCGGUCGAGGUCCAGGUCGAGUGGGAGGCGGGCGAUACCACGUGGGAACGCGAAGACCAGCUGCACCAGGACGCGCCUGACGCGCUGCUAGAGUACUGGGAGAGCCAGGGCGGGCGCCCUGUGAACCCGAAUAACGCCGACUUGUUUGACAUACAUGCUAUCCGGAAACACAGCAAGGACCGCAAAAAGUUGCUGGUGGAAUGGGUGGGUUACGGCCCAAAGGAGGCGACUUGGGUUCCUAGGGCUGUGGUCGAAGAGACUGCGCCAGAGGUCGUGGCUCAAUACUGGAAGACGGUGCAGCCAGGUCGGCCGGGGCGGCGACGUCGACGUCGGGCUUGA
Messenger RNA from Metarhizium brunneum ARSEF 3297, 699 nucleotides. RefSeq lists its product as uncharacterized. Lineage: Eukaryota; Fungi; Ascomycota; Sordariomycetes; Hypocreales; Clavicipitaceae. The record is from RefSeq and is a predicted model, not a curated record.